AUGUCUCACCGCGCUCCGUUCGUCGUCCCGGCGCUCAAGAAGCACACCGCCACCGUGAUCAUGGCCCACGGGCUGGGUGACAGUGGCGCCGGCUGGAUGGCGCUUGCCCAGAACUGGCGCCGCCGCGGCAAGUUCGACGAGGUUGCCUUUAUCUUCCCCAAUGCUCCCAUGAUCCCGAUCACAGUGAACUUUGGUAUGAGUAUGCCUGGGUGGUACGACAUUGCUAAGCUGGGCCGCGAUCUCGACUUCGAAGAGUCCCUCCGCACCCAAGACGAGGCCGGCAUCCUGCGCUCGCGUGAAUACUUCAACACACUCAUCAAGGAGCAGACCGACAAGGGCAUCAAGCCCUCGCGCAUCGUGCUGGGCGGGUUCUCGCAAGGUGGCGCCAUGUCCGUGUUCUCCGGUCUCACGAACAAGGAGAAGCUGGGCGGAGUGUUUGGGCUGUCAUGCUACUUGCUUCUCAGCGACCGCAUCAAGAACUACAUUGCCGAGGACUGGCCCAACAAGAACACGCCGUUCUUCCUGGCGCAUGGAUAUGAUGACGAGGUCGUGCAGUUUGACUACGGCGAGCGGUCGGCGAAGAUGCUGAAGGAUCUGGGCUUGGAGGAUGUCUCGUUCAACAGGUACCCUGAUCUCGGUCACUCGGCUGACCCCGCGGAGAUUGAUGACUUGGAAAAGUUCCUUGAGAAGACUGUCCCGCCCGAGGGCGACGGCCAAGCCUCUGCUGGGUUAUGA
This is a messenger RNA of Penicillium alfredii, 735 nucleotides long. Its product is annotated as palmitoyl-(protein) hydrolase. The transcript is spliced from 4 exons. Gene Ontology annotation, molecular function: palmitoyl-(protein) hydrolase activity; carboxylic ester hydrolase activity. Lineage: Eukaryota; Fungi; Ascomycota; Eurotiomycetes; Eurotiales; Aspergillaceae. Gene Ontology annotation, biological process: protein depalmitoylation. The record is from RefSeq and is a predicted model, not a curated record. Bases 1 to 735 code for a protein of 244 amino acids. Gene Ontology annotation, cellular component: cytoplasm.